Messenger RNA from Rangifer tarandus platyrhynchus (Svalbard reindeer), 399 nucleotides. Lineage: Eukaryota; Metazoa; Chordata; Mammalia; Artiodactyla; Cervidae. The record is from the annotation of a GenBank genome assembly.
AUGGCGUGUGGCCGCUCGCUGGAGGCCGGAGACCCCGGGGGCCGCGCCCUAGCCUUCCUGCCGGCCCGCGGGGGCCGAGGGGAGGAGGGGGCGGCCGCCAGGUGGACCCCGUGGGGAGCUUGGACCUGGCCCCUCCCCAUUUCUGCUCCGGGAGCCCAGGUUGGGUAUGGACCACGGGGACAUUCUUUACCCAGCCCCCGUGGCGACCGCGAAAGGACUGUCACCCUACUGGAGAACCCGGACGCCUGGGUUCCCAGCAGUCAAGGUCAAAUGAGGCGGCCAGAGCCACCUGUCACAAUUCUCUCCAACCACCAUACACCGGGAGGACUGGUGGGACUCGGGGUUAGGGACCUGGUGCUGCUGGAAGGGUGGGAGAGUGGUGGGAGGGUCACCGUCUAG